Molecule: messenger RNA, 1560 nt
Organism: Bacidia gigantensis
Lineage: Eukaryota; Fungi; Ascomycota; Lecanoromycetes; Lecanorales; Ramalinaceae
Exons: 3
Coding region: 1-1560 (519 amino acids)
Biological process (GO): transmembrane transport
Cellular component (GO): fungal-type vacuole membrane; plasma membrane
Molecular function (GO): transmembrane transporter activity
Source: RefSeq, a predicted model, not a curated record
AUGGGUAAAAUGGAUUACGACAUAAAGUCGUCCUCGCCGACAGGCACAGACACUGAGAAGGGCGGUCUCCCCACCUACACGGACGAAGCUACCGCCGUCCCUGGGGAGGUCUUCGUUCAGGGAGACUCCUUGUUCGCAAAGACACAGCGUUUCGUCACAAAGUUCGGCGUGGAGCCGAGAGGUAUAGAACGAGUGCCUGAGGAUGAGCGGACGGACACGAACCUCGUGCAAGUGGGCACUGUCUGGUGUUCAGCAAACAUGGUUGUCUCCUCCUUCGCAAUUGGCGCCCUCGCUAUUCCCGUCUUCGAGCUCGGCUUCGUCGAUGCUCUCCUCACCAUACUCUUCAUCAAUCUCCUCGGCAUUACCCCCGUUUGUUUCUUCAGCACCUUCGGCCCUCGCUUCGGUCUACGGCAGAUGGUGCUCUCGAGAUACUUUUUCGGUUACUAUGGCGUCAAGGUCAUUGCCAUCUUUAACGUCCUAGCCUGCGUUGGCUGGUCCUCCGUCAACGUGAUUGUCGGUGCCCAGCUUUUCAACGCAGUCAACCCCGACGUGCCUGGUUGGGCAGGGAUCAUCAUAAUUGCCGCCUGCACCUUCUUCAUCACCCUCUUCGGCUACAAAAUCGUCCAUAAAUACGAGUUCUGGUCCUGGAUACCCUCUUUCAUCAUCUUCCUGAUCGUGCUCGGUGAAUUCGCCCACUCCGGCAAGUUCAAGAACCUGACGCUGCACAAAGGCGGUCCAGAGGCAGGCUCUGUUCUCAGCUUUGCUGCCUCAGUCUUCGGUUUCGCCACGGGAUGGACCUCUUACGCAGCCGACUACACCGUCUAUCAACCGGUAAAUACGUCUCGCAGGAAAGUCUUCCUCUGGACAUGGGCCGGUCUGAUCUUCCCGCUACUCUUCACGGAGAUGCUCGGUCUUGCAGUCGCGACCGCGACAAUGAACGGACCAGACGACAACCCCUAUAUCACCGGAUAUGGGAAAGCCGGCAUCGGCGGGUUGCUCGCUGCAGUGCUCUUCCCACCCCUAGGCCGCUUCGGCGAAUUCUGCCUUGUCAUCCUCGCCCUCAGCAUCAUCGCGAACAAUUGCCCGAACAUCUACAGCUUGACAUUCUCGCUGCAGCUGAUGACGAGAUAUGCGCAGAAAGUGCCACGGUUCAUCUUCACGUUUAUCGGGACAGUCAUCUAUUGCGCGAUAGCUAUCCCAGGCUAUUCGAGAUUCGAGGAAGUGUUGGAGAAUUUCAUGUUGUUGAUCGGCUACUGGCUCGCCAUCUACGAAGGCAUCGCUCUCUCCGAACACUUCAUCUUCAAGAAACGCAAAUACGAUCUCACGAUCUGGAACUCGCCCAACGAACUGCCGCCCGGCAUAGCCGCUGUCUUAGCUUUCUGUUUCGGCGUCUUCGGGGCUGUAAUGGGAAUGGCGCAGAAAUGGUGGAAGGGGCCAGUGGGGCGGAAGAUUGGCCUUCCGAUGUUUGGAGGCGAUGUUGGGUUUGAGUUGGCGUUCGCUUUUGCGGCGGUCAGUUAUUGGGGGUUGAGAUUUGCGGAGAAGAGGUUCUUCAAGAGGUAG